CUUGCCGUGCGCACCUUUAUGGGUUUUGUCAUAAGUGUUUCCAAAUAAAUCGAAUAAUAUAAAUUUACCUGGUGGAUGACCCAAACAAAUGCUGAUUUUCUCAGCAUCAGCAAAACAAAUCGAAGACGUAACACAUUGUUUCGCUCGCGUAGUCCAGAGAAUUGCCCUGUCCGAGCAACCGAGCGAGAUUGGUUCCUUUUUGUGUUUCACAAAAUAGCAAGACGCUUUGAAGGGGGUAUACUUGUAAAGCAUCAGAAGUAACUCGACCUGUGGACAGAAAGCAAUGCUGUUGUCAACGUCAUUUGCACGUUGGCAGUUAAUGAUGACGUUUUGAGCGUUGCCCACAUCGCCAUCAUUUCCGCCACCUUGUGAUUAAUAGCUGAGUUUUUGGACCUAAGUUUUAAAUUGGAAAGAUUUGCUCAGUAAUAGUGAGUCGCUGCCACAAGAAUGCACUUCAACGAAACUGAGGUAGAAGCCCUGGCCAACAAUCCGAAAACCAGAUUUGACAAGGAAGGUCACCUCCUCAUAAGGGAGCGCCAGUCGCGCCAGAGGCAAUUUUUUGGAGACAAUUAUGUGACAAAUCUUCGUUGGUGCAAACUGCGUGGAAAUCUUCUUUUCUAUUUAAAAGAAGCUGAUUGCAAUUCGCCCGUCGGUGGCCUUAUUGUGCUGGAGAACUGCAGUCCUAUAAUAUUGAGAAAGGAACCCGAUCCCGAUAUUGGCUAUGAAAUCGUCCUUAAUUUCCAAGGUUGCGAACCGUUGCGCAUUGGAGCCAAAAACGCGGAGGAACGUGAAGACUGGAUACGGCGCAUAGAGAAUUCUUCCUACAAAUCACUGAAUAGCCAAAUAAUUGCUUUGGAGAAUCAAAUAGCUGCGGCAUCGGCCAGUAAGGUGCAACAUCGCAAAAACAUGGGUAAUAUCAUUGAAGUGGGCACUCCACUGGAUCUUCUAGGUGCUGAUGAUGCACUCUUGCUGAAUGCAGCGCCACCGUUGACCUCAGGACCUGCUAUGUCCAAAUGGCUUGAAGACGAGCAACUGCCACCAUUGCCGCCAAAACAAAAGUCCAAGGAUCAGCAGCGGCAGAUGCCUUUUAAUGAAGACCUGUCGGAACUGCCCAUUUGCGAAACGGCGCUCUCCUGUGAUAAUCUGCCGCUUGAUUUGCAGAAUCGCGCGCCAAAUGCCCGCAUUAUUUGCUCGGUGCUACACCCGGACCAGGGGUACAUAUGGCGGCCACACGCACGUACCGAGAUAAUUGAACGAUCGUGCUCUCCGCAGUUUCUUUGCACUAUGCGCUUCCGUCGAACCGCCGGAUUUACGGCCCAGACGCGUUUACGAUUCACUGUCUACGAUGUGCGCGAACGUCUAUCGGCCACAUCACUGCCUAUCGGCUCUGCCACGAUGACGCUGGGAGUUUUUCAGGAUGCUACGCGCUUUCGUAUACCCUUACGGUCAACACGUGGCGAGUGUGGUUUUCUUACGCUAGCCUCGUGGGCGCCGGAUUGCCUGGGGAGUGGCACCUGUAGUAACGAUGCAGCGACAUCAGUUGUAACAGCAGCGGCGGCUCCACCCCGCUCCAUAACGCAGGUGUUCGAACACGGAAGCACUCGAGAUCGAGCUGGACAUCGACGCUCCCAUUCGCUGCCGCCGAAACUUGGAGCUGGUUCAUGUAUUCCUCUGCAGUGCGGCUUGCAGCGGGUCUGCACCAAUCCGCGUCUUCGCACCUACCGCUUGCAAUCGACCCUGGGUGCCGACAUCAGAGUGCAAGAGACACUGAUGGAGUCACGUUUGUGCUUCAGCGUUCCACAGCAGCUGCUCUCUAUCUGGAUACAGUGCGAAAAAGAGCUACUGCAGGAGAUAUCAGGUAUGGGGGAGCUGAGCGGUGACUGGCGUUUGCGCCAAAUAACUUUGCUGGAGGAGCACUUGCGUCUGCUCAAAGACUACUCACAGGCCAAGCAGACAAUACAGCAGGUGAUGCGCGAUGGCGACGGAAUGAGCUUCAAGCGAUCCACAGACAAAAAUGACGAGUCGUUGGAGUUUCUGCCGGUAAAUUUGCAUUUGCAGCGCAUGUGGGUGCGCAAUGAUACGCUUCAGCACACUGGCGUCCUGGAUGUGGUCACUGUUGGUGCCUUUACUCGUCACGAUGGCCAAGGUCGAGGCGGACUAAUCAAACUGCUGCAGGAGAGCAAAGCUUGGAAGCUGGGCCAAGGCAAUGCCUGUAAGGUCCAGGCCGCCAAUGACGCCGUGCAGGCAGCCAAGCAACUGCGAAAGGAGAUCGUUGAGUUAAUGUCGCAGCUGCUCAAUCUGGCCAAAUGUAAGAGCGUUAAGGGCAUGAUGCCGCUCUGCAACGCCAUGAUCGAAAAAUCCAAAUCGUUACUUAAUAUCUGGGAGCCGAUUAUCGUGGAGGAGGCAGUCAAUUUCAUUGAGCAGCAUCGUAUCAUAGAGGAACCAGACAAUGUGCUAAUGGAGCCGCUUUCACCCUUCCGCGAAAUUACACAACAGCUUAAUGCGUUGGAUUUAAAGUCGCCGGAACUGGAGGACUUUGCCACACCUGUGGUGGCACCGCCCGAUCUUUGGCCCCAUACCUCCCGCAAUACAUCUACGUCAGGCUUCGUUCUAAUGCGCUCCAAUAGCUGGCAUCCAAGCCCAUCACCCUCGACAGCACUGGACAUUAAUACGAUUGAUUCUUUGCAGCAAGUCGUGCAAUGCUACAGCAAGCACUUGCGUAGCCUCAAUCCUGUUCAAGCCUCGUCUACUUGUAGGCCCAAGAAAGCUGAAGCUGGUAUCAGUAAGGCCACAUAUCAAUCUCUGCCUGUAGAUUGUCAGGAGAGUGAACCUCAGCAGCAACUGCUACUGAUCGAUCUGGACGAAAAGCCGUCAAUUCCAACCGUUGCUCCACUCCAACCACUUACAGCCGCCGAUUUCCUGGACACACAAAUUAUGACAUCAUCGCCAUCGGCCAACUACUAUCGGCCCACUGAGGAACCGGAGCCACUUGAGCUGACGCAGUUGAACAUUAAGGCAAGUGUCAUGUGUCUCGUGAGCAAAAUCAAAUUCUUCUGCGGUCGCUGUGAUAGUCCAGCUAUUCGACUGCGUCAUCCAAAGCAGCAUCUAAAACGUGAAGGCUUUGCAACAUCACCACAGCAUCAGAAACAACAGAAGCCACCAGAUGUGGUAACAACUCCUCAAACGCAGCAAUUGACCCUGGACCUCACACCUUCUCAGCCGCAAUAUCCGGUACCUAAUAAAAUGGUCAACAAGUUCACCGAUGGCCUUGAUCUCUCUCUGACUACAGACUGGGCGUCCGAGUUACGGCCAUCGAUGCGUAAGCUACGUCAUGCUAUGGAUCGACUACUCAAGACGACACGUCUGAUGCACUCCGUGCAGCGCCUGCAGCAGGACAUGCGCAGCAAUAGUGUGCAUGCGGAUAUCAUGUAUCGACGCGAUGUGUGCUUCUCCCAAGCGCUCACGGCGCUGGUCAGCGCACUGAUGGUUAAGUUCUGGGCCACCGAGCUGAAUGCGAACUAUUUUCAUUUGCUGCGCGAUCUCGGUCCGCUGGCAUAUUUCGAAGGCCUGCUCUCGCUCCACGGUGGAGAGGCGGACAUGUGGAGCGAUAUGUGCGUGGCCAUUGAGGACUUGUCUUCUGUAAAUUUCACUCUAAUACGCGCCCAGCUGUCCAGCGAUACCAGCGUGCCAAUGCCCCGCAUUACAGGCUCACGUCAAUCGCUGGAAGUCCUGCUGCCAGUGCCAGAGCAUCUAUAUAACAUCGGAUUGCUAUCUACCACUCAGCCGCCACUUACUUUCAAAAUCACACCCGUUUUCUUCAACAUAGGCAUUGAUGCUAAGGCGACGGUGGCCGAAACAUUAGGUCAAACGCGUGGUCAGCAUCGUUCAAACUGGGAUAACUUUCUACGACUGAACGAGUACUUCAUACGCUACAGCAAGUUGCCGUUUCAGGCGCCAGAUACGCCCAGCAAGCUCGAAACGGCCGCUGUCACGCCCAAGUCGCGCCAAACGCUUCAGACCUUGCUCAAUGCUAUGAAAACCCACGUGUGCGCCAAGGUGUCCAAGAAUGUGAAGGUGUUGCAUCUGGCCGAGGAUGUGUGCCGCCAGUUAUGUGGCAUGCGCUUUACCUCCUGCAAAAGCGCCAAGGACAGAACGGGCAUGGCUGUGACUCUAGAGCAGGGACGCGUGUUAAAGCGCGAGUUUCAGUUGCCGCUGGAGCAUGUGCCCCAUGUAGUCAACACAAUGCGCAGUGAAGGGACGCGUAUGGAUAAUGUGGAAAAGAACAUUGGGAAGCGUAAAUAUGCGUUUAAUGUGCUUCAGGUGAGGGCACUUCCGGACAUUUAUAGACCUCCAUUGGGAACCUAUGGAAAGGCAGAGACCUAAGGCAUGGAAAAGAAAGAGAAAACUAUAGAAAAGGUCCGCAUGUACUCAUGCUAGACAGUCUGCUCGUAGACGUUGCGAAAUUUAAAAUAAGAAAUCAACAUACUACCUAACAAUCGUUAUACAUGUAUGUAGACCACAACAGAGCAAAGAAGUACGCCAUUGGCCACCGACAUUGUGAACAUCCUCUACACACAUGUGUGCAAUGUACUGGUCGCAAUUGGACUUUUUUAUUUGCUUUUAAAAUCACAAUCACAAUUCUCCCGAACCGUAUCGGUUCGCAAUUGAAAAUGAAAAAGUCUUUGAGCUUAUUCAUUGUAGUCUGGGCAAUGGGACUAAAAACAAAUAAACAACUAUCGUUUCAAUCUGUGCCAAAAACGAUUUAACCGACUUUCGCAAAAUGCAAAAAAAUAGAAAUAAUAAUUAAAAACGAACAAUACAAUGUGAGAGGUGUUACAACACAUUGUUCAUACAAUGUCAGCUAGAAUAACAUCUGAAUCAAAAUAAACCAGAAGCCGUGUUAGCUCGACAGUGCUGUACUGUCAUUCUAGCAUUAAAGUGUUUGAAUAAUUA
Scaptodrosophila lebanonensis is the source of this 4953-nucleotide messenger RNA. RefSeq names its product inositol polyphosphate-4-phosphatase type I A. Gene Ontology annotation, molecular function: phosphatidylinositol-3,4-bisphosphate 4-phosphatase activity. The transcript is spliced from 10 exons. The record is from RefSeq and is a predicted model, not a curated record. The coding region runs from base 448 to 4383 and encodes 1311 amino acids. Lineage: Eukaryota; Metazoa; Arthropoda; Insecta; Diptera; Drosophilidae. Gene Ontology annotation, cellular component: cytoplasm.